AUGGAGAUGGAGGCCACCAUCUCAAAGCGCCGCAAGGGUUUGUUUGGCGAAGCCACCGACCUUGACUCCUCCUCCUCGUCUGGUUUUAAGAUGGCUGUUAUCGUCUUUUCCCCAGCCAACAAGCCCUAUGUAUACGAUGAUGAAGAUGAUGAUGGUGUUGUUAUUGAUGAAGAUUUAGAAGCCAAUCAAGAGAAAGAAGAGAAAGCAGUGCAAGAUGGUAUAGAUAAGUACGGGUUGAAUGAGCAUGCGGGAGUGGAUGAACUAGAUAAAAAAAUAGCUACCCUAAAACAUUUCAUAAAGAUACUGGAUUUGAAGAUAGAUCAUGAGAUGAAGAGGAAAGACUCUUGCACCAAGGAUAAUAAUUCAUAG
This is a messenger RNA of Prunus mume (Japanese apricot), 369 nucleotides long. NCBI's taxonomy places the organism in Eukaryota, Viridiplantae, Streptophyta, Magnoliopsida, Rosales, Rosaceae. The record is from RefSeq and is a predicted model, not a curated record.